AAUCUCAUUAGAGUGUACGCCACACUCUCUCUAAAUCCGCGUGAGUUCCAUCCCCACCCAUUCUCAACGCUUCAACAAAUCUCUCUCUCUCUCUCUCGUCUUUCAUCUUCUUUCAUCUUCCAAGAGCAAGAAGAUUCUCUCUCUACAAAAAGUCUUCUUCUUCUUCUUCCUCGUCCUCUUCUUCUUCUUCUUCUUCUUCUUCUGCUUCUGCUUCUUCUUCUCCUCUCCCCUGGAUGAAUUGAUACAACGAAUCGAUAACCGAACUUUUUUUUUCUUGGUCCAUCCAAUCUAGAACAAGAGGAAAGAUCAAGGUCUGGAAGAACCAAUUAACUGUUCUUGACGACGAUUUCGUCUUCUUCCUACUUCUGCUAGGUUCGAUUCCAUUGAACGGUUAGAAGGAUCUUCAAGAAGUAGGAAGUUGUAAUUGGUCGAUCAGAGCCAUGAGACCGGUCCAACCCCCACCUGGCGUCGGCGGCAGUGGCAAUCGAGGGCUAAAGGCACGUAGGCGGCAGGACCUAACCCUACCCCUCCCACAGCGGAACCUAUCACUAGCCGUCCCUCUCCCUCUACCCCCAUCCUCCUCUAAUUCUUCCGCUAACUCGGGCACGUCGUCGAAUCACUCUAACGGCUGCAACACGAUCCACUUCUCGGAGCUGAAGCGAGCCAACCACAUCGGGAGCGGUAGCGGCGGCACCGUCUACAAAGUGAUCCACAGCCCCACGGGCCGCCUCUACGCCCUCAAGGUCAUUUACGGGACCCACGAGGACUCGGUGCGCCUCCAGAUCUGCCGUGAGAUCGAGAUUCUCCGCGACGUCAACAACCCCAACGUCGUCAAGUGCCACGACAUGUUCGACCACAACGGCGAGAUCCAGGUCCUCCUCGAAUUCAUGGACGGCGGCUCCCUCGAGGGGAAACACAUCCCCCGCGAGCCCGACCUCGCGGAUCAUGCCCGCCAGAUACUCUCCGGCCUCGCCUAUCUCCACCGCCGUCACAUCGUCCAUCGCGACAUCAAGCCCUCCAAUCUCCUAAUCGACUCCCAAAAUCAUGUUAAGAUCGCCGAUUUCGGAGUCGGUAGGAUUCUCGCGCAGACUAUGGACCCCUGCAACUCCGCUGUGGGGACCAUUGCGUACAUGAGCCCCGAGAGGAUUAACACGGAUCUAAACCACGGCCAAUACGACGGGUACGCGGGUGAUAUUUGGAGCUUUGGGGUGAGCAUCCUGGAAUUUUAUAUGGGGAAAUUCCCCUUCGCAGUUGCGAGGCAGGGUGAUUGGGCCACCUUGAUGUGCGCCAUUUGUAUGUCCCAACCACCCGAGGCCCCGCCCACAGCUUCCAGAGAGUUUCGGCACUUCAUUGCCUGUUGUUUGCAGAGGGAGCCGGGUCGUCGCUGGACCGCCUCGCAGUUAUUGACGCAUCCUUUCGUUAUGCAGAGAAACCACACCCAAAGCCAGGUUCAUCAGAAUCUCCAUCAACUUUUACCUCCUCCACGCCCGCUUUCUUAUUAGUCUUCUUCUCUUUUCUUUCAUUUUUAUCUUUUUUGUUACUCGAAGAAUGACAAAGAUUUUGUGUAAUUUUGAUAUGAUGGGUAAGUUUGAUUUUUAGGAGCAGAAAUUUGGGUGGAGAACUGGGCGUGUUUCUAGUUUCAGUCGAGCAAUCGCAAUGUCAACCAUUUUCUUUGAUAAUGUUUACUAAAAAUGGAAAAUCUG
Messenger RNA from Juglans microcarpa x Juglans regia, 1703 nucleotides. Its product is annotated as mitogen-activated protein kinase kinase 5-like. Gene Ontology annotation, biological process: protein phosphorylation. The record is from RefSeq and is a predicted model, not a curated record. NCBI's taxonomy places the organism in Eukaryota, Viridiplantae, Streptophyta, Magnoliopsida, Fagales, Juglandaceae. Gene Ontology annotation, cellular component: cytoplasm. Bases 441 to 1502 code for a protein of 353 amino acids. The transcript has a single exon. Gene Ontology annotation, molecular function: protein serine/threonine kinase activity; ATP binding.